Messenger RNA from Brachypodium distachyon (stiff brome), 1392 nucleotides. RefSeq lists its product as uncharacterized. Lineage: Eukaryota; Viridiplantae; Streptophyta; Magnoliopsida; Poales; Poaceae. The transcript is spliced from 5 exons. Bases 1 to 1392 code for a protein of 463 amino acids. Gene Ontology annotation, molecular function: protein binding. The record is from RefSeq and is a predicted model, not a curated record.
AUGGCCGGCGACGCUAGCGGGGACCUCCUCUCCUUUCUCCCCGAUGAUCUCCUCCAUGAGAUUCUCCUACGACUUGACUCCGUCGAAACCGCAGCACAGACCAGUCUUCUCUCUCGCAACUGGCGCUACUUCUGGGCCCAGAUCCCAGAUCUGAAAUUUCCCCUACCAGGCAACCUUGACCAUGUAAGAUAUGCCCUUACAGCCUAUGAUUCCACGAAUCUCCGUGAUCUACACAUCACCACCUGCGUUGCAUCCCCGGAAUUAGUUGAAGCCAUCCUCUUCCUUGCGGCGCCCCUCCUCACAGGUGAGAUCUUCAUAGAAAAGGAGAUGUUGUCUGAUGAUGAGACCGAGGGAGAGGAGGAUGAGCUAGAGGGAGAGGAGGAUGAUCUAGAGGCAGAGGUGGAGGAGGAGUGGGUAGGGAGAGGUGAUGCUUUUGAGCUGCCUUGCUUUCACAGGGCCACAAAGAUCUAUCUCAAUCUGUACUUUCUUGGCCUCAAAAUGCCAACAUCAGGUGUGUUCAUAAAGCUUGUUUCUUUGUACCUAUACAACAUGUGGCUCGAUGGUUGUUGCGAUCUUGGAGAGUUAGUCUCGUCAGCACGGUGCCCACUGUUGCAAGAACUAGGAAUCGAUAACAUCCAUGGGAUCACUAAUCUCGCCAUUCGGUCGAAGUCCCUCCUCCAAAUUCAACUUCAUAGUCUCGAAGGAUUGCAAAAAAUCACAAUUGUUGCACCGAUGCUGGACAUUCUAGAUGUGCAGUAUGACUUUGCUACGAGGCAACUGGUGGCAGACAUAUCCGCCCCUGCACUUAGGACUCUCUACUGGGAUGAUAUGUUUGAUCUGAUCUCGGCAAAAUUCAAUGAGAUGGUACACCUCAUGAAUCUGAGCACCAGCUUUAUGGUGUAUGGGAUACCUGGCUCUUCAUAUAAUUCAGCAGCACUGAAGCUAUUGCAAUACUCUCUGUCUCGGGACAUCUCCAUUUUGGAGCUCUUCCUCAACUAUCCAGAUAUCAUGGACAACUGCCAAUACUUGAUGGAGGCAAUAAGCAUCCUCCCGGAUACUAAGACCUUGUCACUUGGGUUACUAACAAGUGGGCAUGUCUUUGGGCCGUGUGUGUUCUAUUUGCUCAGCUUGUCGACGGGGAUUAGAAACCUUAAGCUGAAAUUAUGUUGGGACAGUCAGGAACAGACUACUUGCUCGUUAGGUUGCAUUUGCUAUCAGCCAGAAACUGAUGAUAUAUUGCUGAAUUCUCUAAUGGAAGUGGAAAUCAUUGGAUUUUACGGAACAGAACAUGAAUUCGCAUUUGUGGAACGACUAUUAAGAUGGGCAGCCAAUCUUAAUACAAUUACUCUUUCUUUUCAAUGUGGUAUCAACACUGUUACUGAGGAGCUGUGA